AUGACCAUCCCCGCUGAUAUUCUCGCUGCCAAAGCAGCGGGGAGGAUUCCUGACAAUGUCUCACUCGAGUAUCUCGCCCAGUCCCGCGAUGGGCCAGCGAUUGCGGGAAUUAUCUUCAUGGUCUGCUUUACGGGUGUCCUGAUGAGUGUGCGGCUAUACGCUCGGAUAUUUCUUGUCAAAAAGCUUGGGUUAGACGAUGCGUUGGCUACGUUUACGCUGACACUCUACAUCCCCUUCGUCGUCCUCUGCAUCAUCCUCAUCAACCUAGGAAGCGGUCGACAUAUCGAAUACAUCCAGUAUGUCCUACCAAUGACCACGGUCCGCAAAACCGAGGUCCUCGAUUUCGUCGCACACAUCCUGUACACGACUGCGCUCUUUACAUGCCGACUAUCCGGUCUGGCCUUCUACUACCGGCUCAGUGCGCGGUCCGGCAAACUGCACCAGGCUAUCAUCGUCGCAGUACCGUUGCUUCUCGCCGCAUACCUGCCUCAAUUCUUUCUUCUGCUGUUCCACUGCCGUCCUGUGACGGGUCUGUGGCCUUAUGGGUGGCAGCAUGAAACCACGGACUAUAAAUGUCUCUCGUGGGGAUUGGUAUACUCGGUGAACUCGGGUAUUUCGCUAGCCUGUGACGUUCUGAUGUUUAUCAUCCCUGCUAUCCUCAUCAAGCAGCUUCAUAUCUCAAGGGAGAAGAAGAUCAAGCUGUCUCUUGUCAUGUUCCCCGGUGUUCUUGUCAUCGUCAUCUCCGCCAUCCGCGUCUGGCUCGUGGCUAUAGGCCAAUGGGCCUCCGACGGCAGCUGGGCCUACAAUCCCAUGCUAGCCAUCGAAAAUGCCGAGAUCGCAGGAACGCUGAUCGCACUCUCAGUGCCAGCUCUAAAACCCGUGUUCGGGAAUGUAUUCUCCCGAUUAACAGAACACACGCCCAGCCAUACGCGCUCGCGGUCUGCGCGGUUAAAAGGCCAUUCGAAACCUACGAGUGCCGUCGGAUCUAAUACCCGUGACAGCAACCGGCUGCUGCAUUGGUCGACACAUAAUCGUGAUGAUUAUGAGAUGAUGGCUUCUGAAGUCUCGGUUACACCCGAUCAAAGGUCGUCGUCAACGCCGGAUGCAGAGAAGGGUCAAGGCAUUCGGGUUACUAAUGAGAUUGAUAUCUCGAGGGGAAAGGAGAGGGCUUCAUCCAGGACCUCGCAGGAGCCUGGGCCUACUUAG
Molecule: messenger RNA, 1206 nt
Organism: Penicillium lagena
Lineage: Eukaryota; Fungi; Ascomycota; Eurotiomycetes; Eurotiales; Aspergillaceae
Exons: 3
Coding region: 1-1206 (401 amino acids)
Source: RefSeq, a predicted model, not a curated record